AUGCCUAUUGGUAUCAUCAUUAUUGCUGUGAUCGGAGUUGCCUGUUUUAUUGCCGCAAAAUGCUGUGGGGUUCAUAUUGAUCCACUAGGAUGGAUGGCGGACAAGUGGAACGAGCUGCGGAACCGCUGGGUCUGGCUCGACACGCAGCUGAACAAAUUCGACAAGUUCAAACGCGAGAAAAAUUAUAGAAACUACGAAGUGCUUUAUGUUGAGACUGACGGGAUGGAGCCUUAUUAUCAGCCGAAAAGCUACGCGCCAAGCUAUGGAUCGGUCAGUUUGAUUUCCAGCUUGCGGGAAGAUCGGAGAAACAGUAACACAGAUACGGUUUCAAUCUUGACUUCUGAGCUGCCACCACCGACCUCUGUGCCAAAACGACUUCGGCCUACAUCCCUGAACUUCAGCCGCCAAGUGCCUCUUAUUACACAAACCACCCUAACGCCCAUCACCCCAAAUUACAAUCCGCCUAGUGGAUUUGUCUUUCCCGAAGCAAGCCAUUCCGCCAUCCGUCGACCAAAAACGCCAUCAGUAAGAACAGUGGACAAUGAAAGCCUUAAUUUUGAGUACACUGAAUUUUAA
This is a messenger RNA of Oikopleura dioica, 576 nucleotides long. NCBI's taxonomy places the organism in Eukaryota, Metazoa, Chordata, Appendicularia, Copelata, Oikopleuridae. The record is from the annotation of a GenBank genome assembly.